This is a messenger RNA of Mixia osmundae IAM 14324, 1206 nucleotides long. RefSeq lists its product as uncharacterized. The record is from RefSeq and is a predicted model, not a curated record. Lineage: Eukaryota; Fungi; Basidiomycota; Mixiomycetes; Mixiales; Mixiaceae. Gene Ontology annotation, biological process: proteolysis. Gene Ontology annotation, molecular function: aspartic-type endopeptidase activity. Bases 1 to 1206 code for a protein of 401 amino acids. The transcript is spliced from 3 exons.
AUGCUCCUCUGGCCCUGCAUCGUCUUGGCCUACGUGACAGCUUGUCUUGCUGGUCGGGCCAUCAAGUUGCCCGUUCGCAAGAUCGUGAGGCCCGAUGCUACCAAAGCAACGGUGCAAACAGGCCGCACACGCCUUUCCAUGGCGCCCGGACCAGCGCAUGCAAAGCCAAUGACGCUCAUGUUUGCCCAGAACAACUGGCAGUCCUAUGUCAUCAGCGUCAGCUUCGGCAAUGCGCCUUUCAAGUACAACCUUUUGCUCGAUUCCGGCUCAAGCCUCACGCUUGCAGGCACGGACAGUCGCAAUCCCUUUGCGAAACCUCGCACUGCGAUCGAUAGUCGAUUUGAGUUUGCCGUCAUCUAUGGCGACGGAUCAUCGGUCAACGGUGAGAUUUAUCUCGACAACAUCGCAGUCUCAGGAACACUCGUCGUCAAUUCGACCAUAGGCGGUGGAUCGCCCGCGCCCGGGUUUGCUGUCUCCGCAACGCAGAUCGAUGGCAUACUCGGCAUCGGUCCGCAGAGCCUCCUAGAUUUCACACUCAAGUCUUCUUCGUACCGAACUUUCAUGACCGAUGCCGUCCUGUCGGGCGUCUUGCCAGUCGAUCAACUCGGCAUCAAUUUCGCGCCCGGCACGACGGGAUCAGACGUCAACGGUGCCGUCACGUUUGGUGGCUACGAUAGCGCCAGUCUUACCUCGCCGAUCACGUGGGCGCCCUGCUCAGGCCCCAUCAACUCGGCUACAUAUUGGUCCGUGAUUGCGACCAUCCCGAGCAUUGGCCUGAAUGCUACCGACUCUGGUGAGGCUGCCACAAAUGCCAUCCUUGACACUGGAACAACGCUCAUCUACAUUCCCGAUUCCGCCUUCGAGAACUUUUCAAAAGCUAUCCCGGGCGCCAUCAGUGACCCCAACACUGGACUACUCAGAUUUCCAAAAACGAGCAUUUCGAGCGUUCCGACGCUGGACAUCACCAUCGGUGGCGCCGUCUUUCCUAUGACCGCGGCAGAGACAGUCGUGCCGAUCGCGCUUUAUCCCUCGCAAAAGCUCGAUACCAACUUUGCGUACUCACUUGUCGCAUCAGGUGGCUCAUCAGAAGGCGUUUUCUUGCUCGGCAUGUACUUUUUCGAGAGGUACUACGUCAUCUUGGAUGCGAGUGGCCCAAGCCGCCGCGCUGGUAUCGCAAGAACCAAGCACUCGCCAAUCACCAAGUAA